This is a messenger RNA of Ictidomys tridecemlineatus (thirteen-lined ground squirrel), 2640 nucleotides long. The record is from RefSeq and is a predicted model, not a curated record. Lineage: Eukaryota; Metazoa; Chordata; Mammalia; Rodentia; Sciuridae.
GGGAACUGUCCAAUCAGUGCGCAGAGGAAGAGGAAGGGCGGGCUUCCGCAACCUCUGGCUUUUCUUCCCCAGCGACUCGGCUUCUCAUCCUUCAAGCCAAGAGUUCUCUGCUCCAGGGACUCAGGUGACUCUGCUGCCUGUGACCCCCCACACCCCCAUCUCGGGUGCCCGGAGGUUCCUCCAGAGGACCCCGGGUCACCACAGAAGACAAAAAUGAUGUCAGUGACCUUCGAGGAUGUGGCUGUGAACUUCAUGCAGGAGGAGUGGGAUUUGCUGGAUGCUUCCCAGAAGAACCUUUACAGAGAUGUGAUGCUGGAGGUCCUCAGAAACCUGGCAUCUAUAGGAAUCAAAUGUGAUGAGAAGAACAUUGAAAAUAAGAUCAAAAAUUUUGGGAGCGAUCAAAGGCAGAUCACAUCUCACUAUGGACCUGAAUGCUACAAGCAGGAAGAAUGUGAGGAGAAGCCAGGUGAAUUGAAACUAUACAGGAAAUCUCUGGUUUCUCUCAAAAGUGUUCAUACACAAAUGUUAACACAAACUGGAGAUGGACCCUAUGAAAGUACAGUAUGUGGGAAAGUCAUCAGCUGUUCCAAUGACAUUCAAAGGCAUGAAGAUUCUUGUACUGGGUGGCAACCUGAUGAAUGUCAACAAUGUGAUGAAGCCUCAUCUUCUCCCACAGAUGUUCAAAGUCACACAAGAACACAUAUGGGAGGUAAAGCUUUUCAAAGUGAGGUAUGUGGGAAAGCCUUUUAUUCCCCCACUUUAUUUAGAAUACAUGAAAGAACUCAUUCUGGAGAGAAAUCCCAUGAGUGUAAAGAAGGUGGUAAAACCUUAGUUUCACCCACAGGUCUACACAGUCACGUGAUCACGCACACUGGGAAAGCACUUUUUAAAUGUAACAUAUGUGGGAAAGACUUUGCUUACCGAAGUUUAUUUAGAAUACAUCAGAGAAAACAUACUAGAGAGAAACCCUAUGAAAGUCAACAAUGUGGAAAAGCCCUCACUACUUUGUCUUACCUUCAGAUACAUGAACAAAACCAUACUGGCGAGAAGACCAAUGAAUGCCAACAAUGUGAAAAAGUCUUCACUACUUCUUUAUCCCUUGACAGACAUGAACGAACACAUACUGGAGAGAAGCCCUAUCAAUGUCAACAAUGUGGGAAAGCCUACAGUACUUCAUCUUACCUUCAGAUACAUGAACAAAUCCAUGCUGGAGAGAAGCCCAAUGAAUGCCAACAAUGUGGAAAAGUCUUCACUACUUCUUCUUCCCUUCACAGACAUGAACGGACGCAUACUGGAGAGAAGCCCUAUGAAUACAUGAACGGACCCAUACUGGAGAGAAGCCCUAUCAAUGUAAGCAGUGUGGCAAAGCCUUCACUAACUCCACUAUACUUCACAGACAUGAAAAAAACUCAUACUGGGGAGAAGCCCUAUGAAUGUCAACAAUGUGGGAAAGCCUUCAGUACUUCUUCCUACCUUCAGAUACAUGAGCGGACUCAUAGUGGGGAGAAGCCCUAUGGAUGUAAGCAGUGUGGCAAAGCCUUCACUGACUCCUCUAAACUUCACAGACAUGAAAGAGCACAUACUAGAGAGAAACCCUAUGAAUGUCAACAAUGUGGGAAAGCCUGCACUACUUUGUCUUACCUUCAGAUACAUGAACAACGCCAUACUGGAGUGAAUCCCAAUGAAUGCCAACAAUGUGGAAAAGUCUUUACUACUUCUUUUUCCCUCUGCAGACAUGAACGGACUCAUAGUGGAGAAAAGCCCUAUCAAUGUCAACAAUGUGGAAAAGUCUACAGUACUGCCUCUAACCUUCACAUACAUGAACAAACCCAUUCUGGAGUGAAGCCCUAUGAGUGUAAGCAGUGUGGAAAAGCCUUUGCUAGAUCUUCUCAGCUUCACAAACAUGAACAAACUCAUACUGGAGGGAAGCCCUAUGAAUGUAAACAGUCUGGACCCCACCUCCACACGCCCGAGUACUCCUUACCCCCUUCGUCCUUCCUGGACCUCAGCUUCACCCCCAGCUCCAUCCCCAGCUGCUGCACAACCUACGCGUCCACGACAAGACCAUCAGCUCUUCAGGGGCACAGUCCAGCUCUUCCUGUUCCUGGGCCUGGUGGAGUGGAGGGACUGCUGCUGAGUGUCAUGGCCUAUGACACGUUAGUGGCUAUCUGGAAGCCCCUGCCCUACACCGUGAUCAUGACUUCCAGGCUGUGGUGCCGUCAAUUCCUUGGUCAUGUGUCAGUGACCCUAUGGUUACACUGCUGUGCGCACAAGAAGAAGGGUCACUUCCUGUGUGAGAUACCUAUCCUGAUCCGUGUGGCCUGUGUCAGCAUGGGGGCUAUGGAGGGCACUGUCCUUGUCCUGGAUGUGGGCAUCAUGCUGUUUCCCGUGGUCUUCCUCCUGGUCUCCUGGGGUCACAUCGUCAGUGCUGUGCUCAGAAUGCAGUGGUCCUCAGGAAGACCCAGUCUUCAACACCUGCGGCCCCCUCACCCUGGGCUCCCUGUCCUACGGGAACAUCAUGUUCAAGUACAUGCAGCCAGGAGCCGCUGCUCCCGGGACCAGGGUGAGGUCCUCAUGCUCUUCCACAACCCGUUACCCCCUCCUCAAGCCUCAUCUCCACCCUCAGAAACAGGGAGGUGA